Schistocerca piceifrons (Central American locust) is the source of this 780-nucleotide messenger RNA. RefSeq names its product mucin-4-like. The transcript has a single exon. Lineage: Eukaryota; Metazoa; Arthropoda; Insecta; Orthoptera; Acrididae. The record is from RefSeq and is a predicted model, not a curated record. The coding region runs from base 1 to 780 and encodes 259 amino acids.
AUGACAACACUGCCUGGAACUUACGCGGCCGUGGCACGCGAACGGCCGACUGCUUCCUCAGCCCCAGAAUCUUGUGCUAAUACAAAUUCUCCAGACACUGAAAUUCCGAUGGACGUCAGUGCCGUCAUAGCUGACGACCUACAAGAGUCCCGCCAAUCUACGGAAACAGUUGAAGUUCCACCGAAACAGGCACCUGCAACUAUUAAGGCAGCAGAUCGGCAGGAAGUUGAAGACCGACACACCUUGCAGGGAAGCGAAACUAACUUGGAUACUGAAGAAAGUCCGUCGAGAGGCAAUUCUCCAAAAAAAAAAAAAAAACAAAACAAAAAAAAAAAGAAACGCCGGCUGGCAUGCAUAGGUGCAGAGGAGACAGCUCCUACACUCCGACAAAAGGCAAAGGAAAUAGGUAGUAGCUUAAGCCAACAGAUGGCUGGCAACACGAAAGUGCCACCAGUUUCUGAGGAGCGUUCCCCUUCUGCGCUGGAGAAACGGGACGUCCAAGGAAAGCUAACAAAGAAAGUAUACACCCACCCUCAAGAAGCGAGUCACUCUCCUGAAGAUUCACUCGUCCAACCCACGACCACAACGUCAACCAGCUGGGCAGACGAAAGCGAUCAUAACAAUGCGGAUGAAGAAAUGACAGAAGUUUCAGAAACUAAAACAGACUGUACUCCAGCCCCAAAGGAGUCUGAUUUGUUCAACGAAAACGUCUCCGUGAACGAAAUUUCUAAAGACCAAGAACGCACCACCGAAACUUUUGCUACCGGUGAAUAUUAUUAA